Molecule: messenger RNA, 1025 nt
Organism: Nerophis lumbriciformis (worm pipefish)
Lineage: Eukaryota; Metazoa; Chordata; Actinopteri; Syngnathiformes; Syngnathidae
Source: RefSeq, a predicted model, not a curated record
ACACGUUGGUUAGCUCAGCGUGCACAUUUUUUUUUUUUAAACGACUGAAAAUGAGGAUUAGUGCGGCUCGUUUGGCGCUCUGGAUUUUUUUGUGGGUUCCCAUCAGCAAAGGUGACAAAGAUGUUUGGUGUCGUCUCAAUGAGAGCUGCCUUUUACCGGCAAACUCUACUGCUUUAGACGACAUGAUCAUAGACUGGUUCAAGAUGUCGCCAGAGGAGAUUUUUGUUCAUUCAUACUCCAACAAUCAGGACAAUCCGGAACUCCAGGACAAACAGUUUGAGAACAGGACUUCACUGUUCAAGGAGCACAUUAAAGAUGGGAAUUUUACCCUCUUGUUGAAGAACGUGGUUAUUGCUGAUGAGGGAAGGUACAAGUUGCACGUAAAAAACAAAAGUAGUAAUCAUAUGUCAUUCAUCAAGCUCCAUGUAGAAGCUGCGGUCACCACAAUCAACAUCCAGCAAGAUGGCAACAAUCUGACGUGCAGCUCAAGCGGAAUCUACCCCAAGCCUCAACUCACCUGGUCCACCGAGCCUUUGCUUCCUCACGCCCUCCAGAACGCCACGAAAGUGGACAACGGCACAGGGGAGACACUUUACAGCAUCAGCGGCUGGCUGGUCGUGGCGGGGGACAACACUUCUCAGGUGGACUACAUCUGCGACGUUAGAAGCCACAGCAGCAGGAGGCUCACCUGGAAGAACGGAUCGACUGUCAGCGUUUCUGGAUCAGAGACCGUCAUCAACUGUCCCUUCUUGACUGGUGAAAGGAGCGUCGUCUGGACGUUCAACAAUCGUACCAUCGUGAAGAUGAGCAACAGCACUACAAACAUCAGUGAGGAGUGGGAAGAGCAGGUGAAGGAGGAGUCCACUUCAGGCAGCCUCAGUCUGCACAGUCUGUCCAUCAACCAUGAGGGAAGGUACACGUGCCAGGUGGACAACGCCAGGGAAACACGCGUGAUCGCCUUCUUCUUGAGGAUGGCGGGCGGUAAGGUCAUGCUGGAAGAUAAAUGCUAAUACCAUCAUAUGAUA